Messenger RNA from Cyclopterus lumpus (lumpfish), 1221 nucleotides. Its product is annotated as opsin-5-like. Gene Ontology annotation, cellular component: membrane. Gene Ontology annotation, molecular function: G protein-coupled receptor activity. The transcript has 6 exons. The coding region runs from base 1 to 1221 and encodes 406 amino acids. Gene Ontology annotation, biological process: G protein-coupled receptor signaling pathway. Lineage: Eukaryota; Metazoa; Chordata; Actinopteri; Perciformes; Cyclopteridae. The record is from RefSeq and is a predicted model, not a curated record.
AUGUCCUUCAGCUCUGCUGCCGGAGCCCCCCCCCCCUGGAGGAACAACAGCCUGGUGCUGGGGGGCGGGCGGGACCCCCCUCUGUCUGACCAGGGAGAGACCAUCAUCGGACUCUACCUACUGCUGCUGGGUUGGUUGUCCUGGUUUGGAAACAGCAUCGUUCUCUUCGUCCUGUACAGACAGAGAGCCGCCCUGCAGCCCACCGACUACCUUACCUUUAACUUGGCCGUCUCUGACGCCAGCAUCUCUGUGUUCGGAUACUCCAGAGGUAUCAUCGAGAUCUUCAACGUCUUCCAGGACAGCAACUACCUCAUCUCCUCCAUCUGGACCUGCCAGGUGGACGGUUUCUUCACACUGGUGUUCGGUCUGAGCAGCAUCAACACGCUGACAGUGAUCAGCAUCACCCGCUACAUCAAAGGCUGCCACCCCAACAGAGCUCGUCACAUCAGCAGGACCAGCGUGUUCAUCGGCCUGCUGCUCAUCUGGAUCACAGCGGGGUUCUGGUCCGGAGCGCCGCUGGUCGGCUGGGGGAGCUACAAAGAUCGUGGGUAUGGAACCUGUGAGAUCGACUGGGCCAAAGCCACCUACUCCAGCUCCUACAGAUCCUACAUCAUCUCCAUCUUCAUCUUCUGCUUCUUCGUCCCGGUGCUCAUCAUGCUCUUCUGCUACGUGUCCAUCAUCAACACGGUGAAGAGAGGCAAUGCUCUGUCCGCAGGGGGGGAUCUGAGUGACCGGCAGAGGAGGAUCGAGAGAGACGUCACCAUAGUGUCCAUCGUGAUCUGCACCGCCUUCAUCCUGGCGUGGUCUCCGUAUGCCGUGGUGUCCAUGUGGUCCGCCUGGGGCUUCCACGUGCCCAACCUCACCAGCAUCUUCACCCGCCUCUUCGCCAAAUCCGCCAGCUUCUACAACCCGCUCAUCUACUUUGGACUCAGCUCCAAGUUCCGUAAAGAUGUGGCCGUCCUGCUGCCCUGCACGCGGGACGCCAGGGACACCGUCAAACUGAAGCGCUUCAAGCCCCAGGCCGACCCCCACGGCCGCCUCAAAGACCCUCUGAACCGGACGGAGAAGAAGUACUCGCCCGAGUACCCGCCUCCCCCGGCCCCCAGGCCGAGCCUGAGGAGCCCGCCCUGCACGCCACCGCCCCUCAACAAGGAAAUGUUCCACAUCGACAUGCCCCGCCCCUCAGAGGCUGGCCCUGAGUUUGAAUGUGAUAGACUCUGA